This is a messenger RNA of Helianthus annuus (common sunflower), 1810 nucleotides long. RefSeq names its product pectinesterase 2. Bases 89 to 1687 code for a protein of 532 amino acids. NCBI's taxonomy places the organism in Eukaryota, Viridiplantae, Streptophyta, Magnoliopsida, Asterales, Asteraceae. Gene Ontology annotation, biological process: cell wall modification. The record is from RefSeq and is a predicted model, not a curated record. Gene Ontology annotation, molecular function: pectinesterase activity; pectinesterase inhibitor activity. The transcript has 2 exons.
UGAAUCCCCCCUCAAAUACCCAUUUCUCAUUUCAAACACAAAACUUAGGAAACAACUUCAAGAACACAAAACUCUAUAGUAAUCCCAAAUGGCAAAAUUCAACUUCUUUUUGCCAUUUUUGUUGUAUGUGUUUGUUGUUUUCUCUUUGGUUAACUCUUUGGCUGUUCAAGAAGAAGAAGAGACUGGUGGUGACAUAAACUAUUGGUGUGAGACGACUCCUCAUCCACAACAAUGUAAGUUUUUCCUGAGUCGUGGGGUACAUCAUAUCCCACGAAACAGGAAAGACUUUCGGAUGUUGGUUUUGCAGGUCGCAUUGGAACGGGCUCAAGACGUCCAGACCUGCAGCUCCAACCUCCGCAAUAAAUGUAGGAGCAAGCGAAAGAAAGCGGUAUGGCUCGAUUGCAACAAGCUCCUCAAUGGCACCAUUUUUCAACUCAGCCAAACCCUAAAUGGUCUCAAACACAACCGUAGCUCCGAUUUUGAUGCACAAACUUGGCUCAGUGCCGCUCUCACCAAUCUUGAAACUUGCUUUUCGGGUUCUCGGGACUUCAAUUUGACAAACUUACUCUCACCACUCAGAUCACAUAACCUUACCGAGAUGAUAAGCAAUAGUUUGGCUAUAAAUCAAUAUUUUGUGAAGCAAAAGUUAGAGAAUGAAGAUCUUAACGAUGAAUAUCCGAGUUGGGUUACACCGGGUGACCGAAAACUGUUGCAAUCAAAUACAAUUCACAUGAAGGCAAAUAUUAUUGUGUCUCAAGCCCGGGGGAGUAGGUUUCGAACCAUUCAAUCAGCUCUUAACUUCGCAGCAGGUCUUAAGCGUGGGAACAAGAGAUAUAUUAUCUACAUAAGAAGAGGAGUUUAUAGAGAGAAUCUUAAUAUUGGAAACAAUCUAAAUAACAUCAUGUUUCUUGGUGAUGGAGCAAGAUACACCAUUAUUACCGGCUCUAGGAGCGUCGGCGGAGGUUUCACAACUUAUAGCUCAGCAACCGUCGGAGUUGAUGGUAUUGGAUUCAUUGCAAGAGGCGUAACCUUCCGAAACACCGCCGGGCCAGCAAAAAGUCAGGCCGUGGCCUUCCGAUCAUCAUCCGAUCUCUCGGUGUACUAUGCUUGUAGCUUCGAAGGUUAUCAAGACACCCUCUUUGUACUCGCUCAAAGACAAUUCUACAAAUUGUGCUACAUUUAUGGCACAAUCGAUUUCAUAUUUGGUAACGCGGCUGUGGUUUUCCAAAAUUGUAUGAUCAUGGCACGAAGACCAUUAAAAGGGCAAGCAAAUGUUAUCACGGCUCAAGGUCGUGGUGACCCCUUUCAAAACACGGGAAUUUCAAUUCAUAAUUCCCGUGUUAUGCCUGCACCAGACCUAAGGCCAGUGAUGGGGACGGUCCAGACAUACUUGGGCCGCCCAUGGCAAGAAUAUUCAAGGACGGUUUAUAUGAAAACGUUCAUGGAUAGUCAUAUCAACCCGAAAGGAUGGUCACCAUGGGAUAAUAGUAAUUUCGCACAAAAGACAUUGGUUUAUGGGGAAUUUGGAAAUUUUGGUCCCGGUUCUUCGACAAGAAAUCGUGUGAAAUGGCCGGGAUAUCAAGUUAUACGAAGCUCGAGUGUAGCGUCUCAGUACACGGUGGAGAGACUUAUAGCCGGCAGGUCCUGGCUGCCGGCUACCGGCAUACCCUUCACUCCUGGACUAUGAGAAAAAAAAAAUGAUUGUUACGUGUUCUUAUUUAUUAAUUAUUUGUGUACAUUUUUUUGGUUUGAUAUUGGAAUUGAUACAACUCGUAUUUAUUCAAUACAAUAAACUUGCGGGUUUUUGUUG